AUGCCCGCGCGCGCGCCCGAGCGGGGCGACGACGACGACGACGACGACGUUUUCGCCGCGCCACCGCCGAAACGUCCGACGAUGGAUGCAUCCUUCUUCGACGCCGAUCGCGCCGGUACGAGCGCGGCGAUCGCGGACGCGGACGCGGACGCGAACGUGAACGAUCCGUCGUCCGAACUGGACGCCAAGCGCGUGCGUCAGUUGGUGUUGGCGUUCGAGCGGGCGUACGCGGAGAAUGUGAAACAGCGGGCGAAGCACGCGGACGAACCGGCGAGGUUCGCGGAGAGUGAGAUCGAGCUGGAUUGCGAGAUCAAAGCCCUGGGGCAGCUCGCGAGCGCGCCGGAGUUGUACGCGGAGCUCGUGCGAUUGAACGUGAUGGAAUCGGUGGUGGGGAUAUUGGGACACGAGAACGAGGACGUCGUCGCGGAUACGUUGGAGGUGUUGCGAGAGCUCACGGACGGAGACGCGGUGGAGAGUGAUGAAGAGGGAGGAAAGGCGCUGGCGGAUGCUAUUAAACGCGCGGGAGGGUACGCGGCGCUGUACGCGGCGCUUGUGAGGUUUGAGGACAAGCGCGGGGAUACGCGGGCGACGACGAGCGAGGCGUCCGCGGCGGUGUCUUCGGCGCUAGGAAUCGUGGAGAACUUAGGAGAGAUCGUGGGAACAACCGUGGACGAAGACAGCGGAGAAUCGUGCAACGAAGCUUUCGAGGGAUUGUGCGAUGAGACAGAUCUUUUGGGAUGGCUAUUGAAGCGAGUUGAGAAGAAGCGUGUCGUGGACGAAAACAAGCUCGCCGCGUCGGAAAUUUUAGCCAUCGUCUUGCAGAGCAGCGCGCGUUGUCGCAAGAAGUGUCUCGAUAUGAACGGCUUAGACGCACUGCUACAAGCCGUGUCAGCGUACAAAAAACGCGAGCCCGAGGAUGACGGCGAGAAGGAGCUCGUCGAGAACUUAUUCGAUGCCGUGUGCGCGGUCGUCAUGACGCCCGAGACCAAGGAUGAGUUCCUCGAUCUCGAGGGAAUAGAGCUCAUGUUAAUGAUCUUGCGCGGAAGUUCCAGUGGAGACAAGAAGGCGACGCCAUUUGCGGCGAUACCCGCUCUGAAGUGUCUGGACUACGUGACUAGUGGAAACAAGCGCGCGUGCGAGCGUUUUGUCGACGCCGGUGGAUUGAAGAGCUUGUUCCCCGCCUUCAUGGGUCGAAACGUAAAGACGCUGCGCAAAACGUUCGGAAACGAGGCCGUUCUCGAGCAGCAAACGCGCUCGAGCAGCUUACUGUGUUCCAUGUUUAAAAAUCUCGCGGAUACCGAGCGUCGCGACCGACUGUGCGCCAAGUUUGUCGAGGAUGAUCACGCCAAGUGCGACCGUCUCAUCGAGCUCUGGGUUGAAUUCGCGAAGCGCGUGAGCGCCGAGCAAAGCCGCCUGGAAAACGACGACGAAGAUCUCGGGAUCGAGCUCACCGAGGAGGAAGAGUACCUACAAAAACUCGACGCUGGGUUGGCCACGCUCGAACAUCUGACGUUAAUACUCGCCAAUCUCUGGGCCACCGGUCACGCGCCGAUCUUGCGCAGGCUCUACGCCAACGCGUCGCAAAACUCAAUCACCCUCGGUGAUCUUCGCGAUAUCAUCCGCGAGUACGCGCAUCACGUCGGUGAUUCCGGUGGCGAGGACAAACGCGCCGAGCAAGUUCGAGCCGCGCUCGCCUCGCUUCCGUACGCCCCCGGCGAGCGCGACGAUUGA
Messenger RNA from Ostreococcus tauri, 1731 nucleotides. Its product is annotated as Armadillo-type fold. The record is from RefSeq and is a predicted model, not a curated record. Gene Ontology annotation, cellular component: spliceosomal complex. NCBI's taxonomy places the organism in Eukaryota, Viridiplantae, Chlorophyta, Mamiellophyceae, Mamiellales, Bathycoccaceae. Bases 1 to 1731 code for a protein of 576 amino acids. The transcript has a single exon.